UCUCCGUAUUCUCCAACGACUGGAGAGUGAGAGCACCGCGCGCAGAAAACGGACUACAGUAUUCCUGAGGAGUUUGGAGUUCAGAAAUGAGUAUACAGGACUAAACAGCACGGAAUUGAGAAGUAAUACACAAGGUGAUACUUUGAAAGCUAAUAUUCCAUUUGAAAACAGCCGGACAUAGGCUAUAGGCCAAGACCCCAAGGGGAGCGUCGUAAGAGGUGACGCAGCCAUGCAGCACUACGGAGUGAAUGGAUAUUCUCUCCACGCCAUGAACUCACUAAAUGCCAUGUACAAUCUUCACCAGCAGGCGGCGCAGCAUGCCCAGCACGCGCCCGACUACCGGCCGUCCGUGCACGCGCUCACGCUGGCAGAGAGACUGGCUGACAUAAUCCUCGAGGCCCGGUAUGGCUCCCAGCACAGGAAGCAGCGGCGCAGUCGCACAGCCUUCACUGCCCAGCAGCUGGAGGCCCUGGAAAAGACCUUCCAGAAGACCCACUACCCUGACGUGGUGAUGCGCGAACGCCUGGCCAUGUGUACCAACUUACCAGAGGCCCGUGUGCAGGUGUGGUUCAAGAACCGCCGCGCCAAGUUCCGCAAGAAGCAGCGCAGCCUGCAGAAGGAGCAGCUCCAGAAACAGAAGGAGGCCAACAGAGAGGGAGGUGACGAGGAAGAGGUCAAGACCACCGACCCUUCCACCCAGACAUCUCCAUCCUCCCUCUCRGAGACCAUGCGGCCCCAGCCUGCGGAGAUGAGUGUGGAGGUGAACGUCACCUCCCCGGAGGCCUCGGACAGCGAGUCGGCUGCAGAGGACAACGGUGAAGGAGAUGAGGAGCUGAUGUGGGAGAGGCUGCAGGAUACUCAGCAGCAUCAGGGGGAGGUGCAGCAGGGGGGUGCAGGGCUGCAGCUGGGAGGAGGAUCUCCAUCCUGCAAACGCUUCAGCCCCACACCAGACUCUCCCCUGGGCUCUCCCUCCCUCCCCUCCUCUAGCGGUGGCGUGGGUAGCAGUUGUGUGUCCCAAGGCUCCUAUGCCUCGUCCCCCCUCAGCCUCUUCCGUCUGCAGGAGCAGUUCCGCCAGCACAUGGCUGCAACCAACAACAUGGUCCACUACCCCUCCUUCGACAUGGGUACCCCCUCCUCACUGCCCUACCUGGGCAUGAACGUCAACAUGCCCUCCCCCCUGGGCUCUCUGCCCUGCCAAUCCUACUACCAGUCCCUGUCCCAGGCGUCCAUGUCCCAAGUGUCCAUGUCCCAGGCCCAGCAGGUGUGGAACAGCCCCUUGACGGGUCUCCAGGCCCCUCCGAGCAGCCUACCCAGCCUCAACAGCAAGACCACCAGCAUCGAGAACCUGCGUCUGAGGGCCAAGCAGCACGCUGCCUCCCUGGGCCUGGACAUGCUACCCAACUGACCCCCAGACUGACCUCCCCCCCAGGGCAGGGCAGCUACCUGGGACACAGUCAGAUGUUAUGACCCUUUCUACUGACUGGACAUUAUAGACACUGCAUCAGUUUUGUACACUGGGACUGCCUAUUAGAUAAGAACCCUACCGGACUAUACUUAUUUGACAUCCUUGCAGGUGAGAUACAUAGACCCAGUGCAAUCUCACUACUAUACUGAACAAAAAUAUAAAUGGAACAUGUAAAGUGUUGGUCCCAUGUUUUAUGAGUUGAAAUCAAA
Salvelinus sp. IW2-2015 is the source of this 1674-nucleotide messenger RNA. RefSeq names its product diencephalon/mesencephalon homeobox protein 1-B-like. Gene Ontology annotation, biological process: regulation of transcription by RNA polymerase II. The record is from RefSeq and is a predicted model, not a curated record. Lineage: Eukaryota; Metazoa; Chordata; Actinopteri; Salmoniformes; Salmonidae. Gene Ontology annotation, molecular function: RNA polymerase II transcription regulatory region sequence-specific DNA binding; DNA-binding transcription factor activity, RNA polymerase II-specific.